UCCUACCGUCACUCACACACAGACACAGACACAGUCACUGAGCUGAGCUUUCAUGAUUUCAUCUCUUCUCUUUCCAUCAUAAUGAUUUAACAAAACAAGAUCACUUUUUUAAUACGAUUUUGCAAUUAAACAAAACCAAAAAAAGAUGCCCAACUCCGAAACAGUGCCCACCACCAUUUCUCCCACUUUCCCUUUCCCAACACUUUUUUCCUCCACCCCAUAUACCGUCUUUGUAUUUUCUUCCACACUCUUCUCCUGCCCUUAAUCUUUCAAUUCCUCGUUUAUCUCUGAAAGAAAAAGAAAAGGGGGAAGAUUUUUGCUAAGAUUUCAGUUAAUUUUAUCCCACUCUUUCACAGAACCAAAUUCUUUGCUUGCAACUAAAGGCUGUUUGUUUACUAUAGCAACACCUAAAACCCCAUGUUUUUUCCGUUACCCUGUUCUUGUUCUGCUCGAGAUUCGUGUUUCUUGUGAUGCUUGUUCCUAUGUGAAGUGGGCUGUGAAAUAAAGGGUUUGAUUCGAGACGAAGGAUAUGUCCUUAGAGGUGGCGACCGUUGUGGAAGAUGCGGCGGAAUAUUCCUUUGCUAUGGAAUAUCACGGGCCUCCGAUAACCCGUGAGCUGCCGCGGGCCGUGCCCAUCAAUGUGGAUCGGAUUCCGGUGGCUGCUGUUGUUUCUCCGCUGCCGUUUUCGGGUAAUUUGUCGCUGCCCAUUGUGCAACCAAUAUCUGCUACUGACAUAAUCGGAAAGAAGCUGUCGAAGGAUUUGAAAUUAAGCUCCACCUCUGCCGAGUUAUUGACUGUUUCCCCGACUUCAGUGAUUGCAUUUGAGUCUCGGAACAAUGAGGUGAGUGAGGGUUCUUAUAGUAAAGAACUAGGGUUGGGGACUGAAACUAGUGUUUCACCUAGCUCGGUUGGUAAUGCAUCGGAUGAAAGAGAACCUGAAAAUUGUCAUAGUAAUGAUGUUUGCGCUUUGUCCGGUGAGUUAAGUAGUGAUUUUGAGUGUUGUCAUCGUGAUGGCGGGGUGAACGGAGCAAAUGAGAGGGGAUAUUCUUCAAUUAGUCCUGAUCGUUCAUGUGAGUUAGGUGGGGUUGGGACUUCAGAGGCUUUAGGGUCUUUGGAUAGCUUUGAGAAGUCAAGGGAUUCCUCGGGGAGUCUGCACAAGUCGAGGCUGUCUAGUGGUUUUAAAGAGAGCUUAGAUUUUAAUGAGUCUAAUCGAACAGACUGGGCAUCCAAUGAGUCAGUGUUGAGUAUGGAUUAUCUGUCCUCUAGGGUUUCUUCUCGUAAGUUUGGGGAUGGGAAUAAUGAAUCUGCUUGUGAUGUGAGGCGAGGCCCCGUGGUUACAUUUUGUGAUAUUGAGUCAGAUGAUGGAAAUACGAAUGAGGAGCUUAGUCGUUCAGAACCUGAGGUGGUUAGAGCAAAGAAAGAACCUACUGUUGAAGUAAAGAAAGGAGCGUGUUAUCGGUGCUUGAAAGGAAAUAGAUUUACAGAAAAGGAGGUAUGCAUGGUUUGUGAUGCUAAGUAUUGCAUUAACUGUGUGCUUAGAGCAAUGGGGUCCAUGCCUGAAGGUAGAAAGUGCGUGACUUGCAUUGGAUACCCCAUUGAUGAAUCAAAGCGCGGAUCUUUGGGAAAAUGCUCUAGAAUGCUCAAGCGGUUGCUCAAUGAUCUUGAGGUUCGGCAGAUAAUGAAGGCUGAGAAAUUGUGUGAAGUGAACCAAUUGCCACCUGAGUAUAUCUAUGUGAAUGGUAGGCCUCUUUAUCAUGAGGAGUUGAUCAUGCUGCAGAGCUGUCCUAAUCCACCAAAGAAGCUGAAACCAGGAAAUUAUUGGUAUGACAAAGUAUCAGGUCUUUGGGGAAAGGAAGGACAGAAGCCUUCACAAAUUAUUAGCCCCCAUCUGAAUGUUGGGGGUCCUAUUAAGGCAGAUGCUAGCAAUGGAAACACCCAAGUUUAUAUAAAUGGUCGUGAGAUCACAAAAGUGGAAUUGCGUAUGUUAAAGUUAGCGGGAGUUCAAUGUGCCGGGAAUCCACAUUUUUGGGUGAAUGAUGAUGGUUCGUACCAAGAGGAAGGACAGAAAAAUACAAAAGGUUAUAUCUGGGGCAAGGCUGGAACGAAGCUGCUUUGUGCUGUACUUUCUCUCCCAGUUCCUUCUAAAUCAUCACAUCCUUGUGGGGAGCAAGUAACUAGCAUGAUCAGUCGGAGUAUGCCAGAUUAUCUUGAACAAAGAGCAAUUCAGAAACUUCUUUUGAUUGGAUACAGUGGAUCUGGGACAAGUACCAUAUUUAAACAGGCUAAAAUUCUUUACAAAGACAUACCUUUCUCCGAGGAUGAGCGUGAACAAAUUAAAUUAGUGAUCCAGAGCCAUGUGUAUACUUACAUCGGGAUACUUCUUGAGGGCCGCGAGCGCUUUGAAGAAGAAAGUCUGAAUGACUUGAGGCAAAAUCAGUCUUCUGAUGGUUCAGCGCUUGCAGGGCAUGUUGACUGCAAUGGUGAGAAGACUCUUUAUUCCAUAUGUCCACGACUGAAGGCAUUUUCCGACUGGCUCCUUAAGAUCAUGGCAUCAGGUACUUUGGAAGCUAUCUUCCCGGCUGCUAGUCGGGAAUAUGCACCACUGGUUGAGGAACUGUGGAGUAAUCCAGCUUUCCAGGCAACGUACAAGCGGAGAAGUGAAUUGGAAACUCUCCCCAGUGUUGCGAGUUAUUUCUUAGAGCGGGCUGUUGAGAUAUUGAAACCGGAUUAUAAACCAUCUGAUGUGGAUAUCCUUUAUGCUGAACAUGUUACUUCAUCCAAUGGGCUUUCAUGUGUGGACUUCUCAUUUCCUGAGUCAGCAUAUGAUGAUGAUGCUGACAGUGGGGAUCUGCAUGAUUCUUUGCUCAGAUUUCAGCUGAUAAGAUUACAGGCGAAAGGCUUUGGAGAAAACUGCAAGUGGCUUGAAAUGUUUGAAGAUGUUCGGAUUGUUAUUUUUUGUGUCUCUUUAAGUGACUACGAUCAGUUUGCCAUUGAUGGUGAUGGGAACGCAGUCAACAAGAUGCUGUUGAGCAAAAAGUUCUUUGAGAACAUGGUUACUCAUCCAACCUUUGAUCAGAUGGACUUCCUUCUCAUAUUAAAUAAAUUUGACUUGUUCGAGCAAAAGAUAGAACAGGUUCCUUUGAGUCUAUGUAAUUGGUUUGAUGACUUUCAUCCGGUGGUGAGUCGUAACCGCCCCAACAAUGCAAACCAUCCAACCCUUGGGCAGUUGGGCUUUCAUUACAUUGCUGUCAAGUUCAAAAGGCUCUAUGCAGCCCUGACAGGUCGAAAGCUAUAUGUAUCACUAGUGAAAGCUAUGGAGCCUAAUAGUGUAGAUGCAGCACUGAAAUAUGCAAGGGAGAUUCUAAACUGGGAUGAAGAUAGACCCAACUUUAGCUUGAGUGAGUAUUCGGUUUAUAGCACAGAGGCAAGUUCCUUCUCUCACUGAGACGGGCAAUGGAAUAGUUUCUUGCCAUUGUACAGAAAUUACAUGUGAAUGAGAAAACAAAGUUAGAUGUUGACCAUGCUCUGUUUCUAAUGUUUUCCUUAGUUGGGUUCUUGCUGAUAUAUCGAUAAGUAGCAGAUACCAUCCAAUAGUGAACGGUAGGUGAGUUUUACUGCAUUUAUAAUAGAUAGUUUCAAUUGUAAAAUUCCAGAAAAAGGAGCUACUGGGUAGUAUGUAUUUCUGGUGAAAUGGGAUUGGAUUGAACUGUUUCUAGACAGGGUGAUGUUGUGACGGUAAUGCAUUGGAUUUACUGUACAAAAUGGAACAGUGAAGGGCAGAUGUCCUAUUCCUGAAUUUGAAAAACUUGUGCCUGGUUUUGUUUACAAUUCCCUAAUUGAAUUCGUUGCUGA
Sesamum indicum (sesame) is the source of this 3852-nucleotide messenger RNA. It is a transcript of the gene XLG1, whose product is annotated as extra-large G-protein 1. The record is from RefSeq and is a predicted model, not a curated record. Lineage: Eukaryota; Viridiplantae; Streptophyta; Magnoliopsida; Lamiales; Pedaliaceae. Gene Ontology annotation, biological process: G protein-coupled receptor signaling pathway. Gene Ontology annotation, molecular function: G-protein beta/gamma-subunit complex binding; guanyl nucleotide binding; GTPase activity.